AUGUUACCUUCACCUCCAGUUUUAAAAACAACUAUAAUACAAUUAAAUAAAGAAUUAGAUCCAGAUGAUAAUAAUAAUAAUUAUGAAAUAUUAACUAAUGAAUAUCAUCAAUCAACAGUUAAUAAUAAUAGUAACAAUAAUAAUAAUAAUACACGAUCAAAUACUGUUCCAACUUCUCCAAAAUUUAAUUUAGAGAGUUCAACUAGUAGUGGUAAUAAUAAUAAUAAUAGUACAACAAAUAAAAAAAAAAGAAGAAGAUCUACUGCAAAUAUAGAUUCAGAAGAAUUACAAAAGCGGAAAAAUGAAACAAAACAAUUACACUCAAUAAUAGAAAAAAGAAGAAGAAUCAAAAUAAAUAGAGAAUUUGAAGCUUUGAAAUAUUUAAUACCAGCUUGUAGAAAUUGUAAUAAUUCAAAUAAUUCAAAUAAUAUUACAAAUUCUCCACUGAAUAAGAAAAAUACAAAUAAUAAUGUAAAUAAUAAUGGUAAUAAUAAUGGUAAUAAUAAUGGUAAUAAUAAUGGUAAUAAUAAUGGUAAUAAUAAUGGUAAUAAUAAUGGUAAUAAAAUUGAUGGAAUGUAUAAGUUAACAAUUUUGAAAUCUUCUGUUGAAUAUAUUUUAUAUUUACAUCAUAUUAUUCAAAAUCAACAUAAAUUAUUAUUGAGUCAAGAUCAAGAAAAAAUUGAAAAAUAUAAAGAUUUUAAUAUCAAUUUUUCUAAAAUUCCAUUAAAUGUGAAUCAAUAUAGAAAUAUAGAUAAGGAAUUUAAUUUUAAAUUUUUAUUAAAUGAAUUAGAAGGGAAUACAAAUAAUAAUAUAAAUAAUAUUAUAAAUAAAAUUGAUGAAGAAAAUGAAAAUGAAAAUGAAGGUGAUAAUGAACAAGAACUAGAACAAGGACAAGAACAAGAACAAGAACAAGAACAAGAAGAAGAUGAAGAAAAAGAUAUAGACGAUGAUUUAAAUACUUUUAGUAGUAGAAGUUCAUCGCAACCACCUCAAUUAAUUCAACAACAACAACAACAACAACAACAACAACAACAACAACAACCUAUUCAACAACAACCUUUUCAACCACAACCUAUUCACCAACAACCUUUUCAACAACAACAGCAACCUUUUCAACAACAACAACCUAUUCAACAACCUAUUCAACAACCUAUUCAACAACAACCUAUUCAACAACCUAUUCAACAACAACCAAUUCAACAACCUAUUCAACAACAACCAAUUCACAGAAAUUCAUCUUCAUUACCUACUCCUGAUUUCACUCCAGAUAUGGCUCCAAUAUUAUCCUUAUUAAAUAAAUACUCAACUACUAAUCCUAAUAAGUCUCCAAGAAAAGGUUCAUUUCCAAUAUCCCCUCAAACUCAUGUUUUAAAAUCAUCAAAUCCAUCUCCUUAUACAAUUCCAUUAAAAUCAUCAACUAAUAGUCCAUCGGUUAAAUAUUCUAUAAAUAAUACUGGUAAUAAAUUUCAAUUACCUGAUCCGGCUAUAAAUCCAACUAUACUGUUGAAUCAAAUACCAAGAAAUAAAAAAUUUAAAUCUUCAAGUAUAAUAUUUAAUGUUGAAGAAGAAGAAAAAGAAGAAACGAAAUCAAAUGGUGAUAAAUUAUCUGAUCAAGAUGCAAGUAAAACUUUAUUAGCGUUGCGUAAAUCAAGUAUAGAUUCAUUAUUAAACUAG
Messenger RNA from Insectozyma verbasci, 1674 nucleotides. Lineage: Eukaryota; Fungi; Ascomycota; Pichiomycetes; Serinales; Debaryomycetaceae. The record is from the annotation of a GenBank genome assembly.